AUGGCAUCAUUUGAGGCGACCAUUAGCCUGAAUAACUCUCGGGCAGCGUUCAUCGAACGCGUUUACAAGGAGCUGCUCACAGAAGAGGCGAAAAGCCUCACAAUCUCCAAUCUCCAGGGUAAACUCGAGAUCCUGGAGACCUACUGGGAAAAAUUCGAGAGCACUCAUGAGAAGCUCAUCGCUGGCAGCGGCAAGAUCGAAGGGAUCCUUGAAUUGCCGUACUUCAAGGACCAUCGGUUCGACAUUACUAUCGGGCAUUAUCAUGAGGCAAGGGGUAUUUUAAGCCAGCUCAUUGAUAAAAGGGGGAUCUCAGGUUCAUCUCGUCGGUCUCUCGCGUCUGGGACGGCUCAGCCCACAUACUCCAAGCGUUAUCUCCCUGAGAUUUCUCUGCCCAAGUUCGGAGGGGCCUAUGCGGACUGGCGCUCGUUCCGCGAUCUUUUCGCGUCUCUGGUCGGCUCGAAUACGGAUCUAUCCAACGUGGAGAAGAUGCAUUAUCUUCGUACUAGUCUCUCAGGGGAGCCAGCUCAACGCAUCGCGAAUCUUACGAUCUCGGAUGAGUCAUUCUCGAUUGCAUGGGAACUGCUCUUGUCUCGCUACGAGAAUAAGCGACUGCUCAUUUCAGCUCAUUUGGAACAGCUCCUCAGUCCCCCAACCAUGACUUCUCACAGUGCCAAAGAGCUCAAUGCCCUGCUCACUGUCACCUCUGAGGCACUUAACGCUCUGGAGGCUCUCGGCUCCCCAACCUCCCAGUGGGACCAGGUGAUCGUACAUACGGUCUCGCAACGGCUCAGCUCAAAGCUUCGUGAAGCCUGGGAGGUCAAGGUCGGUUCAUCGGCGGAGUAUCCUUCAUACAAGGACUUCAAGGAUUUCCUCACUGGGAGAGCUCGCGCGAUGGAGAGCAUCGAGAUUAACUCGGUUCCUCGUGCUCCUGCCACAAAGCCCUCCAAUGUCAGCUCAUCCAAGCAGUCGACCGCUGCGAAGGUUCACCACGGCACCGCUCAACCACCACAAAAAUCGAGGCCAGCUCCCAAGUCCGCUCCAUCGGGGAAGGUCACGUACCCGUGCUCGAUGUGUGAGGCAGACCAUUACCUCACAUCCUGCUCAUCCUUCCGUCAACUUUCGGUAUCAGCUCGUAGGGAGGUAGUAGAGCGUCGCUACCUCUGCUACAAUUGCCUUGGUCGGCACUCGGUGAGGGACUGCAGGUCCAAGACCAAGUGCCAGUAUUGCGGGGGCCUCCACCACUCGAUGCUCCACAACCAGCCAUCGAGUCAGCCUCAACGUCCAGCUCAGCAGAGGCAACAGACCAACUCAACCCAGCAAAAUGCCGUUCCGGUGGUGACCUACACCCACGAGAACGACAUCCCCAUGGUGGUCACCAUUCAGAUUCCGGAUCCGCUCAAGACUUCCGCCCUGGGGUCCUUCUGGCUACCAGCCUUGCGCUUUUGGUACGCCCAGAUCAGCCAGCUCAUCAGCUCAGAGUUUCUGCCUAUGCUCUCGGCCAGCUCACAACCUCAUUACCGACAUUCUCACCAAGUCAGCUCACAUGGGAUCAUCUGGAAGGACUCCAGCUCGCUGAUCCCGAUUUUCUCAUACCAGCACCAAUUGACAUCCUUCUUGGCGCUGAUUUCUAUUNCACCAAGUCAGCUCACAUGGGAUCAUCUGGAAGGACUCCAGCUCGCUGAUCCCGAUUUUCUCACACCAGCACCAAUUGACAUCCUUCUUGGCGCUGAUGUCUAUGGACAACUCAUCUUACCACAAGUCAUCACCAACGGACCAAACUCACCAUCGGCUCAGCUCACGCGACUUGGAUGGAUCGUAUUCGGACCAACGGAAGGUCCUGAUACUACUCAAGUAGCAACUUCUCAUCUAACGGUCACCAACGAGGAUCUCAACGAACUGCUCACCAAAUUCUGGAUCCAGGAAGAGAUCCCUGGGACACCAGAGGUUCAGCUCAACGAGAAGGAAGCGCAGUGUGAAGAACACUUUCAAUGGACCCACUCACGAGAUGCAUCUGGCCGCUACAUUGUUUGGAUACCGCUCAAAUCUCCAGUUUCCUCGCUAGGAGAUUCACGAUCGUCUGCACUCGCUUGCCUCCAUCGUCUGCUCAGGAAACUCUCACGUGAUGAGGUUUAUCGUCAGCUCUACACGGACUUCCUCAGGGAAUAUGAAGAGCUCGGCCACAUGCGUCGAGUCUCCGGACAGCUCGCUAGAUCAGCUCAUCAGCGCUAG
Messenger RNA from Diachasma alloeum, 2229 nucleotides. RefSeq lists its product as uncharacterized. The coding region runs from base 1 to 2229 and encodes 742 amino acids. NCBI's taxonomy places the organism in Eukaryota, Metazoa, Arthropoda, Insecta, Hymenoptera, Braconidae. The transcript has 3 exons. The record is from RefSeq and is a predicted model, not a curated record.